Molecule: messenger RNA, 1725 nt
Organism: Olea europaea var. sylvestris
Lineage: Eukaryota; Viridiplantae; Streptophyta; Magnoliopsida; Lamiales; Oleaceae
Product: sorting nexin 1-like
Exons: 11
Coding region: 138-1367 (409 amino acids)
Cellular component (GO): endosome
Molecular function (GO): phosphatidylinositol binding
Source: RefSeq, a predicted model, not a curated record
AGCCUCGGACCCCACGAUUUCAUCCGGCCCUGAGUAAAUAUACAAGUCUCCCCUUCCCAGUAAGCCUUUCCCUAGGUGCACGUUAGCGUACUGGCGAAAGAGUUCUCGCGAGGCCAUUAUCGAUCCCUAAUUAAACGAUGAAUGCGCUGCAGAGAAGUGGAUCGGAUUCAAUGGCGCAAAGCCCUAGAUCUCCAACGUCACAAGCGCCGUAUUUAACGGUAUCAGUCACUGAUCCAGCUAAAAUGGGCAAUGGCGUCCAGGCUUAUAUCUCCUACAAAGUUAUCACCAAGACAAAUUUUCCCGAAUAUCAGGGCCCUGAGAAAAUUGUGAUUCGACGAUAUAGUGAUUUUGUUUGGUUACGUGAUCGCCUUUUUGAAAAGUACAAGGGUAUCUUCAUACCUCCUCUUCCAGAGAAGAGCACUGUAGAGAAGUUCAGAUUUAGUGCUGAAUUCAUUGAAAUGAGGCGUCAAGCGUUGGAUGUAUUUGUCAACCGCGUAGCCUCACAUCAUGAGCUUCAGCAGAGUGAGGACUUGAGAACCUUUUUACUGGAGGAUGAACAGACGAUGGAAAGAGAGAGAUCUCAGGAAACUGGCAUUUUCAAGAAGAAGCCAGCAGACUUUAUGCAAAUAUUCAAGGACGUACAAUCUAAAGUGAGUGAUGUUGUUCUGGGAAAGGAAAAACCAGUUGAAGAAUCAAAUCCGGACUACGAGAAACAAAAGAAUUACAUUUUUCAGCUUGAAGAUCACUUAGCUGAAGCUCAGAAGCAUGCAUAUCGCCUUGUGAAGAGACACAGAGAGUUAGGUCAAUCUUUAUCAGACUUUGGUAAGGCAGUCAAACUCCUUGGAACCUGUGAAGGAAAUUCUCUUGGAAAGGCAUUUUCUGAGCUUGGGGCUAAAUCGGAGAUGUUGUCAAUUAAGCUGCAGAGAGAGGCUCACCACCUUUUGAUGAGUUUUGAAGAACCUUUGAAAGAUUAUGUUCGCGCUGUGCAGUCUAUUAAGGCCACAAUAGCAGAGAGAGCAAUCGCUUUCAGGAACCACUGUGAACUGGCUGAAACAAUCAAGUUUAAGGAAAUAGAUCUAAACAAACUCAGGUUGACCCGAUCAGAGAAGUUGGCAGAUGCUGAGCGCGAAUAUGAGCAGCUAAAAGCUGACGGCAAGGAGUUGAAAAGAAAAUUUGAGACAAUUGUGAAGUUAAUGAAUCAAGAGAUUGCUCGAUUUCAAGAACAAAAAACUAUUGAUAUGGGUGUCGCAUUUCAUGAAUUUGCCAAGGGUCAAGCAAACCUAGCAAAAAGUAUAGCCGAAGCGUGGCGAAGCCUUCUUCCCAAGCUUGAAGCUUGCUCCUCCUUUGUACAGAACCCGGAUGCAUAAAAGAAAGGGUCUUGUCAAAGAAGAGCACAUGGAUGUCUUAUGACUUGUGACAUGAUUACAACUCUCGUAGUUGGUUCUGCUGCUCCGAGUUGUGUGAAUUGUGGCAGAUUUUCCAAGUUAAAAAUUGUUGUACAGACCGAAUGCAAAGUGUAGAGAGCUAAAGUUCUAAUCCUCUGGCAUGUUAAGAUCUGAUUAGAUAUUUAUACUUUUCUUUAAUUCAUUUUUGCUUAGUCUUUGACAGAACUUGACUCGUUAGGUGGUGAAAUUAUAUUAUCUUUCGCUGCUUAGUAGUUUUACAAUAAAAUGUUUUGAUUUUGUGAAGGUAAAAAUAAUAUCAUGGCAUAGUUCUGUGAUGGAA